AUGGAUCACCCAAGAAGGCAUCUGAAAAAACUGAAAAAGAGACGUUCGAGUCUUUUCGCAAGUGUCAAACUUAAUGCCAGUUUUUCACAGAGUAUAGAGGAAGAAGAGAGUGCCUUUCCAUUUUCACAAGACAGCUCUGUGAAACCUUGGACGUCGAUGGACAACCUCGAUACUCCAUCACCUCAGGCAAGUGACAAAAGACAUCAAGAAAAGAGGAAAAGCAGUGAGACCGAAGCAGCAAAAAUGCCACACCGUCAUUCAACAGUCAUCAAUGUUAAUGUAGGUGGAAAACUCUUCACCAUUCCCAAACAUUUAGCUAUCAGAUACCCUAAAACCAGAAUAGGCAGCUUAGCCCUGUGCAAAGAUCCUGUCAAGCAGCUAACGCUCUGCGAUGACUAUUGUGUGCUCACUAAUGAGUUUUUUUUUGACCGGGAUCCUACUUUCUUCCACUACAUCUUCCACUUCUACUGUAGCAAUGUGUUAUGGGUAAUGGAGAGUCUUUGCCCCGUCAAUUUUGAGGAGGAGAUGAAGUUUUGGGGCCUGCAUUUGAGGGACACCCCUCGCUGCUGUCGCAUUCUCUACGAGGAGAAACUAGACGAGAUAAGAGACCAGCUGAAAGUGAACAGAGAGCUUAUGGCGGAAAUCGAGCCCCAGCAUAACGAGGAGGGUUUCAAAACAAUGUGUUUUGGUGGCAUUCGCAAGAUGCUAUGGGACCUGAUGGAGAACCCAUACUCCUCGAUGUCUGCUAAGGCCUUCGCUGUGUUUUCCAGCCUCUUUGUGCUCAUCUCCAUUGUAGCAAUGACUCUAAACACAGUGAGCGAGCUGAAAUACUAUAAAAUCUAUGGAAGAACCUACAUGGAGUGUGUGGAGAUCACUUCAAUCCUCUUCUUCACCUUCGAGUACUUCCUUCGCUUGCUGACAACUUGCAACGUCAAGCAUUUUCUGAAGAGUGCACUUAAUUUUGUAGACUUAGUGGCUGUCAUGCCUUACUUUAUCCAGCUGGUAUUUGAGGUUUUUGCUGACCAGGAAGAUCUGAGCGUUCAGGAUGAUCUGAAAACGAUGGCGAGGGUUAGCAAGGUUAGCAAAGUGCUCAAAGUCGUCAAACUCAUGAGAAUCUUUCGCAUUUUGAAACUGGCGAGGCACUCGACGGGCAUGCGGGCUUUUGGCUUCACUCUUCGCCAGUGUUUUGAACAGGUCUGCUGCCUGUUUCUGUUCAUUAUCAUGGGGAUCUUCACAUUCUCUGCACUGAUGCACUCAGUGGAGCAGGAUGUUGCAGGAACACCGUUUAGCAGUAUACCAGAUGCCUGGUGGUGGGCAGCGGUGAGCAUCUCUACGGUGGGGUACGGAGACGUGGUGCCCAUUUCUUACUCUGGUCGGGUGGUGGCCUUCGGGUGCAUAUCUUUUGGUAUUAUUCUAAAUGGAAUGCCAAUCUCCAUCCUGUUUAACAAAUUCUCUGACUAUUACGCCAAGUUGAAGGCCCAGGAGUGCACUAACACCAAAGUCCAGCGGGGUUUGAACCUCAAGAAGAGACUGCAACGAAAAUUAGAGAACUGCUUCGGGCCUCCAGCUGAGGACUCCGAUGAGGACAAUAGACAUCACAUUGGCCAGUGUCAUCACUGAACGUCCUUGUCACCCCGACUGCCUCGCUGCC
Puntigrus tetrazona (Sumatra barb) is the source of this 1651-nucleotide messenger RNA. Its product is annotated as potassium voltage-gated channel subfamily V member 2. NCBI's taxonomy places the organism in Eukaryota, Metazoa, Chordata, Actinopteri, Cypriniformes, Cyprinidae. Gene Ontology annotation, molecular function: delayed rectifier potassium channel activity. The transcript has 2 exons. Gene Ontology annotation, biological process: protein homooligomerization; potassium ion transmembrane transport. The record is from RefSeq and is a predicted model, not a curated record. Bases 1 to 1620 code for a protein of 539 amino acids. Gene Ontology annotation, cellular component: voltage-gated potassium channel complex; membrane.